GACACGCCUAGAGGUGGCUAGUAUCUUUCAGCGGGCAGGUGUAUCCUGUGCACCAGCAGACGGAGCAGUCUAAGAAAGGCUGCACCUUUCUUUUUAGACUCACGGUUUGAUUCUGUUGACAUAACUGGCUGCACAACAAGGCUGAGAGGCCCCACCAGUUUCAGGGUCAGACCUCAGGGCCGACGAUGGAAAGAUUUGAAUACGGGCACUUUGUGGACGGCGUGAGAGAGAGCCAGACCGACUAUCGGAGGGUUGUAGGGGACACACAGCCGUCAGAUAUGAGUGCCCUGUCCAAGGAAGGGGAUCAUCACGUCCAGCACAUUCCUCUUGUUUAUGGACAUGAAACUGCAGCACAGCGCUACAUCGCCACACGGAUUCAAGCAGGUCUUUCUCCAGAAAACAUGGCGGAUUAUUUAAUCAGUGGCGGUACGGGCUACAUCCCAGAUGACGGACUGUCGGCACAGCAGCUCUUUUCGGUUGGUGACGGCCUUACAUACAACAGAUCUGACCAACAGUGUGUUGUCUCGGAUGGCCAUACGGCUGCAGAGCUAUGCUCUAAAGGCGAUGGGUUGACUUACAACGACUUCCUGAUUCUACCUGGCUUCAUUGACUUUACCUCAGAUGAAGUGGACCUAACAUCGGCACUGACCAAGAAGAUCACCAUAAAAACCCCGCUCAUCUCCUCCCCCAUGGACACCGUCACCGAGUCCGCCAUGGCAAUUGCGAUGGCGCUAAUGGGAGGAAUGGGGUUCAUUCAUCACAACUGUACACCUGAAUUCCAAGCCAACGAGGUCCGGAAGGUCAAGCAUAUGAGGUUCGAACAGGGCUUUAUCACAGACCCAGUCGUAAUGAGUCCACGCCACACCGUUGGAGAUGUGUUUGAGGCCAAAGUAAGGCACGGGUUCUCCGGGAUCCCCAUCACAGAGACGGGGAAAAUGGGCAGCAAGCUGGUUGGGAUAGUCACCUCCAGAGAUAUCGACUUCCUCUCUGAGAAAGACUACAGCAAACCUCUGGAGGAGGCUAUGACGAAAAGAGAGGAUUUGGUGGUCGCUCCAGCUGGUGUUACGCUGAAAGAAGCCAAUGAUAUUUUGCAGAGGAGCAAAAAAGGCAAGCUUCCCAUUGUGAAUGAUAACGACGAGCUUGUGGCCAUCAUUGCCAGGACGGAUCUGAAGAAGAACAGAGACUACCCUUUAGCGUCGAAAGACUCCCGCAAACAGCUUCUCUGCGGCGCUGCCAUCGGUACCCGGGAGGAUGAUAAAUACAGACUGGACCUACUGGUGCAGGCUGGGGUUGAUGUUGUUGUACUGGACUCUUCACAAGGCAACUCAGUGUUUCAAAUCAGCAUGAUCAACUAUAUUAAACAGAAGCAUCCUGAAUUACAAGUUGUUGGAGGAAAUGUGGUCACAGCAGCUCAGGCCAAGAAUCUGAUCGACGCCGGCGCGGAUGCUCUGAGGGUUGGGAUGGGCUGUGGCUCCAUUUGCAUCACGCAGGAAGUGAUGGCCUGUGGGCGACCUCAGGGAACCUCUGUGUACAAAGUAGCCGAGUAUGCAAGACGUUUUGGCGUACCGGUGAUUGCGGAUGGUGGUAUUCAGACCGUGGGCCAUGUGGUGAAGGCGCUGUCUCUCGGAGCAUCGACUGUUAUGAUGGGAUCCUUGCUCGCUGCAACCACCGAGGCUCCUGGAGAGUACUUCUUUUCGGACGGCGUGCGGCUGAAGAAGUACCGGGGUAUGGGCUCUCUGGAUGCGAUGGAGAAAAGCACCAGCAGCCAGAAGCGCUACUUCAGUGAGGGUGACAAGGUGAAGGUAGCUCAGGGCGUGUCGGGCUCGGUCCAGGACAAAGGCUCCAUCCAUAAGUUUGUACCGUACCUCAUAGCUGGGAUCCAGCAUGGCUGCCAGGACAUCGGAGCAAAGAGCCUGUCUAUCCUCCGUUCUAUGAUGUAUUCUGGGGAGCUGAAGUUUGAGAAGCGAACCAUGUCUGCACAGGUGGAGGGAGGCGUUCAUGGACUACACUCAUAUGAGAAGCGACUUUACUAAAUGGUCAGAGGAGUGAAAACGAUCCAAUCUGACAGUGACCAAAUGUUUAAAAACUUCUGCCAAAAUCCGCAACGACAUCCUCUCUGCUUCCCGUGCGUUGUGCCCACUCCCUGACUUAUCACCGACGGCUGAUUUGGAGAGGAGGGCGGCAUCGUAGCAAAUGGAGAUCCUUCAAACUGACACGACUUCUCUAAACACCUCGAAUUCUGCUGUUAAGAAGUGGCGCAUCAGGGUUAAUGUUAUGUUUUUUUUGUUUUUUUUCCUCCUUCUUCUUUGUUGGGGUUUUGUUGUUUUUUUGUAUCAAGAAUAUGCAGCCCUAAACCAGGUUAUUGCGCGUGGGCCGAUAGCCCUGCGAGAGACCACCGAGUGAAUUCCAGGUUGUGUGUGACUACCGUGCAGUUGGGACAAAGCGAAGGUGCACUGUUGUUUGUCCCCCUGAGAAACGGCCGGGGAUGCAGCUCAGCAGCGUCUCCC
Fundulus heteroclitus (mummichog) is the source of this 2507-nucleotide messenger RNA. RefSeq names its product IMP (inosine 5'-monophosphate) dehydrogenase 1b (gene impdh1b). The transcript is spliced from 18 exons. The record is from RefSeq and is a predicted model, not a curated record. Gene Ontology annotation, cellular component: cytoplasm. NCBI's taxonomy places the organism in Eukaryota, Metazoa, Chordata, Actinopteri, Cyprinodontiformes, Fundulidae. Gene Ontology annotation, biological process: GTP biosynthetic process. Gene Ontology annotation, molecular function: IMP dehydrogenase activity. The coding region runs from base 186 to 2033 and encodes 615 amino acids.